AUGGCCUUCAGAAAGCGCAACGUAGCCCUCGCCCGCACGUCAGCAGCGUCAUCACCCUCAAACGAUGUCACCUUGGAGAAUGCUACAGCGGCGCCCGGCGUCAGACCUUCGCCGCUGACCUCACACCCGACCACUUCCACCGGCACUCCUUCACUCGAUGGUUUGCUCGCCGGCCAUGCUGGGCUCGCGCUCGGGUCGAGCUUACUCGUGGAAGAGAGCGGCACCACCGACUUUGCCGGCGCGCUGCUGAAGUACUACGCUGCUGAAGGCAUCUGCCAGAGACAUGUGCUGCAUGUUGUUGGUGUGGGAGAAGGAUGGGUCAGGGAGCUGCCUGGCAUAGCGGAAGAGAAGGGGAGAGAUAAGGCUGCAAAGGUGUCCACGGUCGAUGACGAGAAGAUGAAGAUUGCUUGGCGAUACGAACGGCUAGGUCAAGCUGGAGAAAGAGGUGCGUUGAGAGUGUCCAUGAUACAUAGCCCGAAGAAUAAUUCGCAUGCUCCACGCAUUGGCUUUCCUAUUUCACGACUGAUGGUAAGUGCAGCUCUGCCAGACCGCAGCAUCCCCUCAACAUUCAGUGGAACUCCGCAGGUAGAGACACCAUUCUGCCACACAUUCGAUCUUGCCAAACGCAUCACCCUCCCAGCAGAUGCGAAGGUCAAUCACAUCCCCAUCUCUCCAAGUCAGACAUAUGAGAGAAUAAUGCAGUCACUAUCUCAAAGCCUGGUCUCCUCACCCUCCGACAGCAUACACAGACUAGUCAUCCCGUCGAUUCUUAGCCCGGCACUCUAUCCACCCACUUGCAGCCGACCAGAAGCCUUCCUGGCCUUCUGUCGCUCUCUCCGAGCCCUCCUGCGCCAAUAUUCGACCAGACUCACAGCAAUCAUCACGCUCCCGCUUGAACUCUAUCCUCGCACCUCCGGCCUCGUGCGGUGGGCGGAGAUCCUAAGCGAUGGCGUGGUCGAACUCACGCCCUUUCCACAUCUCAUGGACGCCUCCAAUGCUCUAGCUGAGAGUGGCGGGGCAAGGGCUUCCGAAGAGCAACCACAAGGCAUGGUCAAAUUCCACAGACUACCCAUCACCACAGAGCGCGGCGAAGGAGGCGCGAGCGUUGGGAACAGCCUCGGAGAAGACCUAGCAUUCACAGUCAGUCGAAGAAAAUUCGUCAUCAAGCCUUUCUCUCUACCGCCUAUCGAUGGUGACCAGGAAGCUCAGAGAGAAAGUGGGAGACCAACAGGCAAAGACGUAGAAUUCUGA
Molecule: messenger RNA, 1251 nt
Organism: Lecanosticta acicola
Lineage: Eukaryota; Fungi; Ascomycota; Dothideomycetes; Mycosphaerellales; Mycosphaerellaceae
Source: the annotation of a GenBank genome assembly